Anopheles darlingi is the source of this 3110-nucleotide messenger RNA. It is a transcript of the gene Rbpn-5, whose product is annotated as rab GTPase-binding effector protein 1. Gene Ontology annotation, molecular function: GTPase activator activity; metal ion binding; growth factor activity. Gene Ontology annotation, biological process: endocytosis. Gene Ontology annotation, cellular component: intracellular membrane-bounded organelle. Bases 551 to 2488 code for a protein of 645 amino acids. The record is from RefSeq and is a predicted model, not a curated record. NCBI's taxonomy places the organism in Eukaryota, Metazoa, Arthropoda, Insecta, Diptera, Culicidae. The transcript is spliced from 5 exons.
UGUUUACUUCGGGAACGCUCUUUUCGGAGCUGUUUUCGCUUUUCCGUGGUAUUACGACAGUUAAAAUUCACGAAAAGGGGCGCGAAAGUUGAAGUUUAUGCAAAUAUUCCCAAAAUUCUUCCUAGUAUUUCAAUAUGCGUUCCUGGAACGUGCUCACUCGCUGUAAAACACAACUCGGUCGCUCGUUUGAUCUUAAAUAGAGAGAUGAAUCAUUUAAACAUUCGAAAAAGAGUGAAAUCAGGUACUUUCCUCGAUAAAACCACCAAACUUGCCCAUAUCUUCUUUUUCUUCUUCUUGAAACUCACGUGGUUUUGUAUAUAAAGUGCCCUGCCACCAAUGUCAAACAAAUUCAAAAUGGUGACCUGUCAAAGCGGCUAAGAACCACCUUCCUAUUUAAUACACCUUGGUCUGGCACCACCUAGUGAGUUGAGAGGGUUAAGCAAGCAGUCAAAUACCAAUAAUCACCGAUAGACAUGAAUAAGUGAAAAGGCGUAGAUGCUAGUUUGCCGUGUAUGCAAACUACGCAAGGUUUCUACUAAGCACCUGGGAAAUGGAAAAGAAGGGUAAUAACGCUGAAGAAAAGGAAUUGGAGGUGGUCAAAAUCCAAACUGAAGAUGAAGCAACAAAGCUUCAGUUGGAGCUAUGGCGAGUACGGGAGGAGUUUAACCAGCAAAGGGCGCGUAUGAAGGAAUUGUAUCUAGCAAAAGAGAAUGAAUGCAAACGAGUAGUUGAGGAUCUGAGCAGUGCCCGGAAGGAACUGAACGAGCUGAAAGCACAAAUCCGGAUCAUGGAAUUUAGCCGCGAGAAGGACGCCGAAGAGCAGCGUAACAGAAUGGAGGACGAAAAUCGAACUCUUAAAUUGCUGGUAAAUGAAACCCUCGACGAGUCUUCGACAAUGCGAGACACAGUGCGACAGCUGCAGGAGAAAAAUGAAAGCAUGUUGGUAGAAAUUGCACAACUUAAAGAGGGCCUCGCUGAAAGCAAUCAAGUAUCACCAAGCCUGGCGAAGACGGUGCAGCAGGCGAAAAAAAUUAUACUCAAAUUUGGGACGAUCGACAGCAACGGUUCCGAUAACCUAGAAGAGUCUAUGCGGAAGGUAAAGAAAUAUGCUCAAGAAGAUGCGGAGGUGCUCCGAUCAUUGGUCGUUCCGUUAGAGGAGGAAAUCAAAUCACUUAAAGAGAAACUCCGUAUUGCAUAUGAGACACGCGAAACGUCACCUACCGGAACUGAAACUAGUACUAAACAACAGAAGUCGGCGCUCCUCGGAAUGCUGAAUCCCGAACAAGAGUAUAGCGAAGCGAAAGAUUUUGCAACUCCAAUAGAUGGUAGUGAACCAACUUGCAAGGAUAGCUGUAUUCGGUGUGCGAUGCUUGAGAGAAGUAUCGAGGAGCAGUUAAACGAGGAACGUGAACGAUUGGCGACGGUUGAAAAGCAGGCUGAACGACUCAAGGAGCAGCUAACAAAAGAGGCAGCGUUGCGUACUGAUCUUGAGGCACAGUGGCACAAGAAACGCGAAGAACACAAGAUAGAGGUACAGAAGCUUACCGAUCGGGCAAUGAAGACAGAGAUGAUGUUGGACAAACUUCGCCAGGACUACUCGCAACUGAAACUGUCAUUACGCGACGAGUUGCAGAAGCUUACUGAAGAGCGUGAAAGGGUUUACUACCAGAUCAACAAUCUACAGCAGGAUAACGACUUUUUGGCCGGCAAAUAUGUUGCCAGCUCGGAAGCACUCAAGGACCAGGCGCUUAACUUUCCCCAGACCAUAGACGCAUUGCAAGAAUAUGUGCUGAGAUUGCAUGAGAAACUGAUUGUCACGCAGACAGGGUGCGAGUUUGCCGAACGAAAGGCUCGAAGCAUGCAGGACGAAGUAACGUUACUUCAGGAACAACAGUGUUUACGCGAUCGUGAUGCUAAGAAAACCGAGCAAGAAUAUACACAGACCUGCAUGCAACUUCAAGAGCGGCUCAGACGAGUGCAAAACGAAUUCCAGCAGUUUGUUGUUAUACGCGAAGAGCUUGAGAUCUCCGUUUCAGAUCAUGAGAAGCAAAACUCCGAGCUGCGGAUGCAAAUUAUUGAGCUGCAAGCUGGGAAUGAGCGCCUAGACAAGCAGGUAUGUGAUUUGAAGAGCAAAAUGGCUGUGCUACAGGAAGACCUGGCGAACAACGAAGCGGUACAGAAGGAUUUCGUCAAACUAUCGCAAUCGUUGCAAAUGCAGUUGGAGAAGAUUCGUUCCGCUGAUACGCAAGUGCGCUGGCAGGAUGAUGACGACGUCGAUCAGUGUCCCAACUGUAAGAAGGAGUUCACCGUUACGCGUCGGAAACAGCAUUGUCGACACUGCGGAACGAUUUAUUGUCAGCCAUGUCUGUCCAAGUCCGUUGUGUCUGGGCCCAACCGUAGGUUGGCACGAGUAUGCGACGUUUGCCAUACGCUAUUGGUUCAAGAUACCGCGCCGUACUUCAGUCGAGAACCACCACAAUCACCAUAAUAAAAGAAUAGCGGCCACAGUUACCAAAUACUAUGGGAAUAUACUGUAGGGUGAAACAUUCUUAUUAGCACCUUCUUCUACUGAGCGGCCGUUUUCUUGAGUUUUUUUUUCAGAGUGCAAAAACUUUAAAACGAAAAUUAGUACAAGGAGGAGGGGGAUGGAAAACUUAUAAAGUAUAACCAAAAUCAUAAAAAAAGUCCAGUGCACCCCCUCCCCCCUCCCAUAAUAGUGAGAGGGGGUGCUAAAAGUGGGGUCUACCAACUGUAGUAUGUAAAAAUGAACAGUUGUCGCGAUAUGAAGCGUAAAAGCAAAGAGUAAUGCUAAAUCGGUCACGCUAAUGCAAAAUUUUUAUACGUUCGCGAACUAUUCUUCUUGUGGUUGGUAUCAGUGGUAUGUUGAUUAUGAGUGUGUUUAAUCCUUUUACUCCCCCAAAGGUAUCCUAAAUUUGCGAGAAAGUCGAAAACAAAACAAUAACAGAUUUCGGUGUAAACCUGUUUAUAUUUCUGGCCCGCCACACGAAGCCUAAACGAUAUGGCAUGUGUUUAAGCUUCGUAUGACGGAUCCUAAUUGUUACGUUUUACAAGAUUAGGUAAAAAUAAAGGGUAAAAACCCACUAUUAGCA